GCCUCUGGUGGCACGCGCGCCCGUACGACUUACAGCGAAAACUCCCAGGCGUCGCGCUUUCAGAAACAACAAAGAGGUUGUUUUCGGGACGAAGAAGAAAAAAAAAAGAAGAAGAUAAGAAAAUCACGCAAAAUUCGCCCGUGCGGUGUUCGGAUCUCGUGUUCAACUCCCCCAGGGCGACCCCGAAGAACGAACGAACGAACGAACGAAGGAAGGAAUCACCCGCGGAAGAGCGCACGAACACCCCGUUCCGUUACACAAGCAUCGCCCGGCGUCCCAUGCGAGGCGACCGCAGACUGGCCUGCCGUCGCCGGGUGCCGUGGACGUAGGGGCGACCCUCCAUGGGGUAACGCACAGCGCGGUGGACCUUACGGACUGGACCACGCCCUGAAAUGGACCCUGGGUCGCCGCGAGAGGCGUAGCUCAACUCCGCCAGCGGCCGUGAUUUUUUCAUCUUUUCUUUUUCAUUUCGUUUUAGUUUUUUUUUGUUUUUCCCCCCGUGCUGGAUUAGGCAGGAGAAGAGAGGGAAGCAGACACCCGUGAAGAGAUCUUCCUUCGUUUCCGCCGAUCCGAGAAAAGAGACCCAGCCAAGAUGCACGCGAUGGGCGGCAUCCACUCGGCGCUGGCCAUCAAGCGCCAGAGGAAGCGUCGCGACGAGCAGCGCCGCGCCAGGGAGCGACGCUUCAGCUCGCAGUCGACGGACUCCGGUCUGACGGCGAGUCCUCGCAACAGCACGGGCAGCCUCGAGACGCUGGGUCGCCGUCGAGCCGGCGGCGGCGGCGGCGGCCGCGGAGCCGGGGGACGCAAGACCUCCUCCGGAGACGACGUCGGCUCCAAAGUGGUCACCAGCAUCGGGAUGCUGCACAUCGGCGUGGUGUUCCUGGUCCUGGGCGCGUUCCUCACAGUCUCCGGUCUCCUUCCCGACGACUUCUCCUCCUUCGGGAAGUUCUCCUCGGGAGGCUGGUUCAACGAGCUGGUGUGCACCGGGUUGUUCGCCCUCGCCAUCGGGCUGUUCCUGGUCGUCCUCAACGUGAUCAUCUCCAAGAAGGAGGAAGACGAGCUCAACGACUACGUCCAGAGGCAGCUGACGAGGUCCAAGUCGGGUCACCGGCUGAUCCGGGACGUGGAGACGGGAUGCCUGUCCACCAAGCAGGAGCAGCGGAGCAAGAUGGAGCGCCGCGGGUCAGGUGGUGGACACCCGGAGGACGAACGCGUCGACGCCGAAGAGGAGAUGGACGAACCGGCGCCCGUGCACUCACCCAGGUCCCCGACGUCAUUGGACGGCGAGCUGCUGCUGGUGUCGCCGGGACACCUGGAGAAGAUCCUCGAAGAGGAGGCCUCGGAGAAGGGCGAGGAGGAGUCCCGCGCGAUGGACAGCUUCAACAAGGAGCUGGUUUCCAACGGGUCGACGACCACCAGCCUGAGCGCAGGGACGCCGUCGGAGACCCGGGAACUUCUGUCCUCCGGGGGCCAGGGCAGGUUCUUCAAGAUGUCGCGCAUCUGAGAGGAGCGGUACAGUCCGUACCCUGACAGGGUCGAGUUCCCCGCCGUCAAGACUUCCCGCAUUUAGGCCCGGCUCUUUUCCACACCUCUUCCCCUGACACCCUGACACCCUGACACCCUGACACCCUGACACCCUGACACCCUGACACCCUGACACCCUGACACCCUGACACCCCCUCGCACCCAUAGAGCAACAGACGACGUAGACCCCGGCUCGCUUCUUGUUCUCCAGCUCCGCAGGAUCGAAAUUUCGGAAAAAAGAAAUUCUCUUCUUGCAUACCCCCAAUCGCCGUAGAGACAUGCAGAUUUCGCGAAAAACAUUUCGAGAUGUAAGUUUUUGGACAUACGCCAUUGCUAAGAACUUUUUCUGUUGAAGAAAAAACUAAAAACUAAAAUAAAUAAAAAAUAAAUAAAAAAAA
Messenger RNA from Bacillus rossius redtenbacheri, 1922 nucleotides. RefSeq lists its product as uncharacterized. The record is from RefSeq and is a predicted model, not a curated record. Lineage: Eukaryota; Metazoa; Arthropoda; Insecta; Phasmatodea; Bacillidae. Bases 593 to 1504 code for a protein of 303 amino acids. The transcript is spliced from 2 exons.